Molecule: messenger RNA, 1647 nt
Organism: Rubroshorea leprosula
Lineage: Eukaryota; Viridiplantae; Streptophyta; Magnoliopsida; Malvales; Dipterocarpaceae
Source: the annotation of a GenBank genome assembly
CGCAUAUAACAUUAACUUUGUCCAGUACUUUCAUCCAAUACUUUUUCAGCAUGAAAGUGAAAGGUUCUCCAAAAUCUUCUCUUCUUCUCUUCCAGAUUUUCUUGUUUCCCCUUCUUCCAUUGAAGAUCACAGCUUCACAAAGAACACAAGCAAAAUCUCAUAUAAAAUGGAAGAACAGCAUUUAUUCUCACCACAUUCUCUAAACGCUUGGUCCACUAACAAUACUGGCAAUCUUUGCCACUGGACUUCAAUCACCUGUGACAGCUUCACAGGAAUGAUUUCUGAAACCAAUCUCAGCUGUGCAAACAUCACCGGAUCGUUAGCUCAACUCAACUUCACCACAUUUUCCACUCCAACCGCUUUGACCUCCAUAAACAGUGUUGUUGGAUCAAUACCAGCCGCCAUUGGUAGGCUGUCUAAACUCACUCUCUUGGACUUGAGCAACAACGGCUUGGUAGAUGUUGUGCCAAUGGAGAUAGGGCAGUUGACUGAGCUUCAGUAUCUCAGCUUGUUCAACAACAGUCUCAAUGGCAGCAUUCCUUAUGAAACUAGCCAUCUUCAAAAGAGAUUGCUGUGGCUUAAAUCCAAGCUCAGUAACCUUUUACAAUUCCCGACCUCCUGGUGUACUCCCAUUCAAGUUGUUCUCCGACUAAUCAAGAUAUGCAAGAUUCUGCAAAUCCCCUAUAUCUUGAGAUUGAUGAGAUUCUGGCAUUCCCCGCACUGUGGAGAAAUGUAUUUGGGCUUCAUCCAGAGCUACAUACUAGAUCUAGGCAAUGUAUUCUCAUACAGGUCAAUGGCUCUUGCUUAUUUUUGCUUGUCGCAUGCUGACAUAUUCAGAAAUGCAUUUGGGGUUCAUCUAGAGCUACUUACUAUUUUUCUUAAUGACAAUCAAUUUACUGGUGAAAUCUCUCCACAGUGGGGGGAAUGCCAGAAUCUCAUCAAUCUACAGAUGGACAGAAACAAAAUUUCUGGCCAAAUACCAGCAAAGCUUGGUAAAUUGAACAAGUUGAGUAUUCUUAGUCUCAGCUCCAAUGAUUUAUCUGGGAAUAUUCCUGAUGAACUGGGAAAUUUAAGCAUGCUGAUCAAUUUAAAUCUGAGCAAGAAUCAUCUGACCGGAGAGAUACCUCAGGAUAUAGGGGAUUUGCACAAUCUUGCAUAUCUUGAUUUGACAGAGAACAACUUGAAUGGGAGUAUACCAGAACAGGUUGGGAAUUGUAAAAGUCCAAUUCCGACUGGUAGGCAGUUUCAAAAUGCUUCUGGUGAAGCCUUAGUUGGUAACUCAGGUUUUUAUGGAAAUGUUGAUGGAUUGACUCCUUGUAGUUCCAGCAGCAAGAAGUCCAGCAAGAUGAACACCCAACUUCUUAUUUUUAUCCUUGCUCCUAUUUGUGCUUUUUUAGCUCUAACAUCUAUUGCUGUCAUGAUUCUAAUGCUUCGUGCUCACAACAAACUUCGUGAUGAGAAGUGAAUUGCCAGUUGAAACCUUAAUUCAAUUGAAGUAGUCCAUCAAACAUAAUAACAGCAAUUAGAAAACAUCAAAUAUCCUCAAGCUGCUUUUUCAAAAGCUAUGAUUCUUCCUCAACAUGGAGGUUAGGAGAGAGACAAGAAGAUUUUAACUCAUAAUUGGUUGAAUACACAGUGGUUUGUCUU